GGACUGGGACAUUUCUGGAGAUCAUUCUUCAGAUGGUUUCUGCUAAAUGUUGUCCACCCACCACACUGACCACAGCAGAAGCACUGCAGAUGCUGUAAUAAACUGAUGGGCUUUGCUACCAAAGAAUAAAAAGAAUUUGCCACAUACAGCAGGACCUCAUACACGAUGAUGAACUGGAUUAUUUUGCUUGGGAUGUUUUUCUGCCUGGAACUCUCUCACUGUGACAGAGACGCGAGUUAUUUCAGUCCCCGGAGCUGCAAAGAACUCAUGGAAAAAUAUAAAACCAAUGAAGACGGCCUGUACUACCUGACUACUGCAAGUGGGGUGGCCUACCAGACCUACUGUGAUAUGACCACUGAUGGAGGCGGCUGGACGCUGGUGGCCAGUGUGCACGAGAACAACAUGUAUGGGAAGUGCACUGUAGGUGACCGCUGGUCCAGCCAGCAAGGCAGUAACAUUAAUAACCCUGAAGGAGACGGAAACUGGGCUAAUCGGGUUACAUUUGGAACUGCAGAAGCUGCCACCAGUGACGACUACAAGAAUCCUGGGUAUUAUGACAUCGAAGCUCAGGACGUGUCUGUAUGGCAUGUUCCCAAUAAUGCCGAGACGCAGCAAUGGAGAUCCAAUUCCAUCUUACGCUACCACACCGACAAUCACUUCCUCCAGGCCAAUGGAGGAAACCUCUAUAACUUAUUUAAGAAAUAUCCAGUGAAGUAUGGAAUUGGAGUUUGCCGUACUAAUAACGGACCUACUGCCCCGGUGGUGUACGAUUUCGGAAAUAAAGAUAUUACCAAGAACCUUUAUGGUCCGAAUCCGAGGGGAGAGUCAGAGCCUGGAUUCAUCGCUUUCCGAGUGUUUAACAACGAGAAGGCAGCCAUGGCCAUCUGCUCUGGAGUCAGACCAACGGGCUGCAAUACAGAACAUUACUGUAUCGGGGGAGGAGGGCAUUUCCCGGAAGCGGCACCUAAACAGUGUGGAGAUUUUGCCGGUUUUGACUGGAACGGCUACGGGACAAAUGCAGAUUGGAGUGCCUCCAAAACGAUCACUGAGGCUGCUGUGUUUCUAUUUUACCGCUGAAAUUCAGAGCACACACUCACCUCUAUCACUGUUUAUCUUUCUUUAUAAUUCAUUUAACCGAAUAUACAGUAAGAUCAUUUCUAAAUAAGAAACAGUAACUCUUACACUGAUUAUACCGACAAUCCUCUCCAAAAGUAUUGGAACAGUGAGGACAAUCUCUUUAAUUAUACUGUAGACCGACAACAUUUGGGUUUUCAUGAUAAAACAAUGAAUAUGAGAUUAAAAAGUAUUAGAACACUUUCAGCUGGUUAAUGUUUUGGGGGGUAAAAUGCAUGCUUUAUAGGGUUUAAGUCUGGAGAUGGACUAGGCCAGUCUAAAACCGUCCACUUCCACUUACUUAGUACACCAGUGACGACUUUCUUCUUUCUUCAGAACAUUCCAAACGAUUGUACUGACUAUGGACAAUAUUUGUGCAAUGUCUCCGAUUGCUUUUUAGAAUUAAUACUCUACAGGUUCUUUAACCGUUGACAGUUCUCUGUUUUUUUUUAUGUUGGUUGCUGUCUUUUAUAAAUACCUGUUAAUAAACAAAAAACAAACAAAAAAA
Molecule: messenger RNA, 1621 nt
Organism: Astyanax mexicanus (Mexican tetra)
Lineage: Eukaryota; Metazoa; Chordata; Actinopteri; Characiformes; Acestrorhamphidae
Product: intelectin
Exons: 8
Coding region: 166-1077 (303 amino acids)
Molecular function (GO): oligosaccharide binding
Source: RefSeq, a predicted model, not a curated record